CUAAGAUAUACUUGUAUUUCGUAAUGCGGUACUCUCUUCACACUCAUUUUAUAAUAGCAUUGUUCGCGGUGCUCGAACAGCCAGCUAGUAGCUACAUCAAUGCUUAUCGGGAUCGUAUCAAGGAUAUAUACUUCAAUUACAUCACACAGAAUGAUUUGGAUCAAAGCAACACCGAUUUAGCUGCCACCGUCGUCUCGCUGCGCACCCCGUUCUCCAUCGGACUGUCGGGGGGCACUCAUUUCUGUGCCGGUGUCCUGGCCAGUCAGGAUACAGUUCUCACCUCGGCCCAUUGCGUGACAGACCGAAAUGGAGCGGUUGUGCGGACGAGACGUGUUGUCGUCGUCGCUGGCUCUCCCUACCGCUUGCGGAAUCUGGAAAAUGAAUAUUUUGUAGAAGUCAAGAGCAUAAAAUUGCAUCCGCUGUACAGGCGACAGAAUUUUCACGAUAUAGCCGUCAUCCAAUUAACUAGAGAGGUGCCGCUUAGUAAGUUUAUUGCAACCGUUACCAUCGGCCGACUGGUAGUGAAGCCGGGAAAGCGAUGCGUAGCCCUCGGCUGGGGUCGACUCUAUGAGUACGGUCCCAAAUCGAACGAAUUACUCUUCAUAGAUGCUAAAAUACUGCCGCUGGAUGAUUGCCUGGAAACGUAUCUCAUUAAGAAGACAAUCGAAGAGGCCAAUUCCGAUGCGAACUUGUGUGUGAAGAGUAUGGAGCCGGAGUGUGAAUGGUGCGAAGGCGAUCGUGGCAGUCCAGUCUUCUGUGACAAUUUCUUAUAUGGCAUAGCCAUGGGUCAUCUGAAUUGUUCACGCAGGGGUCCCACAAUCUUCACCCAUGUGCCAUUUCACACAGACUGGAUAUUCGGGGCAUCGCGCGCCGCCAAAAACUGCAGAUUGGUUUUACAUGUCUCUGUCAUUGCCUGGCAAACUUUCACUUGUUUAACAAACCCCACAAACUUUGCACAUUUAUGAACAAAUUGCAGCUGUGGCCAAACCCAGAAAACCAAUUUGAAACUCUUUCACUUUACUCACAAGCACUCACCAGAAGAAAGAAGAGGAAAAAAACGGAUUGGCGGGCAACAGAGAGUGGGAAAUACGAGUUUUCCAAUGCCAAAGUACAGGAUUUAUGCGCGACGAUUAGCGAAAUUAAGUGUUCAAUCAUAGAUGGCAAACAAAGCGCCCUUACGCCGGCACUUUCGCUCAAAAAAUAAAAGGAAACGGACGGCAAGGAAAAAGGAAAAUUGCCAUGCUAUCGUUGCACAGUUAAGCCAGCAAUCUCAAAAAUACACUCUCACACACACACACACACAUACAUACAUAUACGGCAAGAGGAAACACACACGCCGUAUCUAAAAGUUGCAUCUUUAAAAUGCACAAACUGCUGCCAGCAGUAAUGCGAACUUCAAGAUUUUUCCCCGCCAGAUAUAUCGUAAAAAUGAACAAAACAAGUAAAAAAGCUAAAGUCGGGUGUCCCGACUUUGAAAUACUCUGUACAUAUG
Molecule: messenger RNA, 1492 nt
Organism: Scaptodrosophila lebanonensis
Lineage: Eukaryota; Metazoa; Arthropoda; Insecta; Diptera; Drosophilidae
Product: anionic trypsin-2
Exons: 3
Coding region: 24-965 (313 amino acids)
Biological process (GO): proteolysis
Molecular function (GO): serine-type endopeptidase activity
Source: RefSeq, a predicted model, not a curated record